Messenger RNA from Talaromyces atroroseus, 7992 nucleotides. RefSeq lists its product as hypothetical. Bases 1 to 7992 code for a protein of 2663 amino acids. The transcript is spliced from 3 exons. Gene Ontology annotation, molecular function: fatty acid synthase activity; phosphopantetheine binding. Gene Ontology annotation, biological process: secondary metabolite biosynthetic process; fatty acid biosynthetic process. The record is from RefSeq and is a predicted model, not a curated record. NCBI's taxonomy places the organism in Eukaryota, Fungi, Ascomycota, Eurotiomycetes, Eurotiales, Trichocomaceae.
AUGAACUUUGUACCUUUCGUUGUCUUCGGGCCGCAAACCGAGUUACCAGGCCAAGCAUGCAUCUCUCGCCUGCGACAUGACCUUCUACACGCACCAGAAUUGGCUUCGUUCCGGGAUGCCGUGCGAGGCUUGCCUGAUUUGUGGCCAUUGCUUUUGGAAAUUGAGCCCGGAAUAGAGCAAAGCAACGGGCUUGAAGCGUUUACGAGACUGCGGAAAUGGCUCGAUACAGGGGUUCUGCAAGAAGAUGCAGCCGAUAUCUCAUCCCUAAAUGCCCUGCUGUCUCCAUUGACCGUCAUCCUGCAUACGGUACAAUAUGCGAAAUGGAUAUUGCGGACUGGACAGCAAGAUCCACCCGCAAAGAGCGUCUCUGCGUAUGGCAUGGAAGGGAUGUGCACGGGUUUCCUGACAGCAAUUGCUGCAGCUCUGUCAAAUAGCGUGCAGGAAUUCAGUCGCCAUGCCUCAGUUGCUUUACGGUUAGCGGCCUGCAUCGGCGCUAUUGUUGAUUUGAAUGGAGGAUGCGAGGAUCCGAGUGAGAUAAUGCAGGCUGUGGUUGUCCAGUGGGACACGGAAAUGUUAGGCCUCCUCCAGACCAUGGCUUAUCACCCAAAGGCGUAUAUAUCGGUUAUAAGGGAUGCAAGGAGUGCAACUGUGGUGGUUCCUCACUCGGAGAUAGCGCCAAUAACGCAGAAGCUGUCUUCACACGGUCUGAAAACAAUUCCACUUCCCCUUUUAGGCCGUCACCAUCACCCAUCAAAUUCCGACGUGGCCAAAAAACUGAUGGAUCUCGCCCGGUUAAGGCCUGAUCUACAGUUUCCCGAUGCUUCAAAGCUUCGCACACCACUAAGGAUUGACGGGGAUUACGGAGCUGAUAAUCAAGAAUGCAUACUGCAUGAAUUUGCAAUCAAGUCUUCGUUGAUGGAACAGCUCAAUUGGCAGGCAAGAAUUACCGCUGCAUUAUCACAGUUCAAAGACGAAGGCUGCGAAAAUCUAUUGAUUACAACAUUCGGGCUUACCAAUUUUCUUCCUCGUGCGACAAAUGGAUGGCAGCUUGUUGGGAAGAAGGUGCAACUUUGCGAGGAAGCGCACCAACUUCGCCUACGUCUGCUGUCAUCUAAGUUAUCAGAAUCCGAGCUAAGCACACAACUUACACCUCCAAAUCUCAACUUACAAAAUGGGAUUGCCGUCGUAGGCAUGGCCGGUCGUUUUCCUGGCGCCGACUCCUUGGACGAGUUCUGGACUUUGGUGAAGGAUGGGACUUCAAUGCUCUCCGAGAUCCCUGCGAAUCGCUUCAAAGUCGGCCAACUGCGUCGAUCAUCAAGCGAUACUCGCUUCUGGGGCAACUUUAUGCGUGACCCAGAUGCAUUUGACCGGCAAUUCUUUAAGAUUUCCUCCCGAGAGGCAACUUCAAUGGACCCUCAGCAGCGACUGCUAUUGCAGGUUGCCUACGAGGCAAUGCAGUCAGCACAAUAUUUUGACGGGAAUAAUAAAUCCCGCGAGUUUGGCUGCUAUGUCGGUGUUGGCUCAGUGGAUUAUGAAGGCAAUAUAUACUCGCACCAACCUACCGCAUAUUCUGCGGUUGGGUCACUGAGAGCGUUCUUGAGUGGCAGGAUAUCGCAUCAUUUUGGCUGGACUGGUCCAUCUAUCACGUAUGACACAGCCUGUUCAUCCUCACUAGUGGCUUUGCACUCUGCAUGUAAAGCACUUUUGACCGGUGAAUGCAAUGGAGCUCUGGCAGGCGGUGUUAAUGUCAUCACCAGCCCGGCUUUGUACCAGAAUCUCGGGGCUGCCUCAUUCCUUAGCCCAACGGGUGCCUCGAAGGCAUUUGAUGCCGCGGCAGACGGAUAUUGCCGUGGAGAGGGCUGUGGUCUUGUUGUUCUCAAAAGGCUCAGUGAUGCGAUAGACGAUGGUGAUCCAAUUCUUAGUGUAAUACCUGGUUCUGCAAUAAACCAAAGUGACAACAGCGUGUCAAUCACCGUGCCGCAUUCGGAAUCGCAGAGCUCUCUUUACCGCAAAGUCCUGGCACAAUCUGGUCUAAAACCAUCGGAUAUCUCAUAUGUUGAGGCUCACGGUACGGGGACACCGGUUGGUGACCCUAUUGAGUGCCAGAGCAUCCGCAACGUGUUCGGUGAUGCAAACCGAAGUACAAAGCUCCAUAUAGGCUCCGUGAAAGCAAAUAUCGGACACCUCGAGGCUGCCUCUGGAGUUGCAGCCCUUAUAAAAUCCGUUAUGAUGAUUCAGAACAAAGUAAUAACCAAGCAGCCCAAUUUUGUCUCUUUAAACCCCCGGAUUCCUCCUCUAGAACCGGACAAUAUGGCUAUUACCACUGCUACAAUUCCUUGGGACUCUGACUUUCGUGCUAUAUGCAUCAACAACUAUGGUGCCUCUGGAACGAAUGGGGCGUUGGUGGUUUGUGAGCCCCCAACACGGCAUAUGGAACGCGCCGUACGUCAACGGAUUCCACCCUCAUUCUCCAAGCACCUUAUCUCUAUCUGUGCAAAUUCGGCCUCUAGUCUUCAAGAAUACUGUUCGUCGUUGCAGAAACAUGUCCUAUCUGCUGUUGAAGCUGAAUUGCCCGACUAUGCUUUCAACCUGGCACACCAGCAGGAUUACACUCUGAAAUACCGUAGAUCCGCCAUAGUUGAGUCAAUAGACCAGCUCCAUUCUUUACUUUCCGCUUGGAAAGCGGAUGGCAGUAAAACUAUUCAACAAACGCCGAAUUCAUCAAAGCCCAUAGUGCUUUGCUUUGGAGGACAUUCCGGCCAGACCAUCGGCUUGGACAAAACUAUAUACGAAUCUGUGGCGGUCUUCCGCUUCCAUCUCGACAACGUCUGCGAAACGCUAAGUGAGAUUAAUGGGAUUUCAAUAUUCCCUCACAUACAUAGCAUAGACCCAAUUGAGGACGAAGUGGUUCUCAAUUGCUCUUUGUUUGCUGUUCAAUACGCUUCAGCAAUGUGCUGGAUCGACUCUGGAGUUGUCGUUGACACUGUUAUUGGCCACAGCUUCGGCCAAAUAGCGGCACUGUGCAUUUCUGGCGUUCUAUCAUUGAAGGAUGCUUUGAGCUAUGUUUCUGGACGGGCAGCCCUUUUUGAGAGAAACUGGAGUGCUGAAAAGGGUGCCAUGAUUGCCGUCAGGGCCGACUCGGAUGCUGUUCUACGCCUCAUUGGGGACAUUUCCGAGAAACUUGAGAUUGCCUGUUACAACAGCCCUACAGACGUUGUUGUUACUGGCUCAACAAUUGGCAUCGAGACACUUGAGAUAGCGGCAACGAGAGCAGGCAUACAAGCCCAAAGACUCAACACAAAUAGAGCGUUCCAUUCUAGGCUCAUGGAUGACGCGCUGCCGGAGUUAGCAAAGCUUGCAUGCGAAUUGACGUUCAAUAGCCCUAAAAUACGCAUCGAGACUUGUACAGAAGGUAACAGCUGGCCGACCUUCGACGCUGAUCGAUUACUAGCGCAUUCUCGUCAACCUGUUUACUUUAAGGACGCUGUACAACGUAUCCAGCAGAGGCUUGGAACUUGCGUUUGGCUAGAAGCAGGUUCCAAGUCUGGCGUGACAAAACUCGUAUCGAAAUGCGUGCGCAAUGAUUACAGCCUAGUUCCAGAGCACGUUUUCUUACCUGUUGAUUUGUCGGUCGGAAAAUCCGAGAAUUCUCUAAUCCAGACAACUUUCAAGUUCCACGAUGCCGGAUAUCACAUAGAUUACUGGCUCUAUCAUCGUCGCCAGAGACAUCUUUUCAAGCAUAUCAACUUACCUCCUUAUCAGUUUGAUAAAUCACGAUAUUGGCUCGACUUCAAAGACUUUCUGGACAGUAAUGACUCCCAGGAAGCGAUUGAUACAACUGUUCAUAACCCGAGAAUUCUCCAAUUUCUCGAACAUCGCGAUACAGCACAAGAGAGCGUUGCCGUGUUUGCGGUGAACGUAGGAUCCGACAGCUUCCAGGCUGCUGUCAGUGGACAUGCUGUUAUGGGAAAUGGUCUCUGUCCAGCAUCGCUGUAUAUCGAAUUGGCUGCCCAAGCAGCUGGUCAUUUGAAUCAUCUUUCAGCCGUGUCUCUCCCUCAAGUGACAGACCUUCGCAUUCUGGCACCAUUAGGCCUAGAUAAGAGACACACGGUAAAAUACGUACUGAGGCGACUGCAUUCAGCGGAUGCAAACUGGAGCUUUACCCUGAUCAGCCUUGGAGAAAACCGAGAAACGCAUCACGCUUCUGGCACCAUAAGACUUCGAGACGUCGUCGAUCAAGAUCUCCACACAAGGCGAGAAACGCUUGAACAUUUUGUGGGAGUUGGCCGAUGUAAUACACUACUCGAAGACAAACGGUCAGACACAAUUCAAGGAUCAAUUGUGUACAAAGUAUUCGACAGGGUGGUGAAUUACAAGCAAUACUACCAGGGAGUUCGACAAGUUUCUUCCAUGGGCGCUGAAACUGCAGGUGUUGUCGCCAUGCCUGAAUCAUCGGUUCAAAUUUUUGCAGACGAGACUAUCUGCGCACCGCUGAUCAUGGACAAUUUUCUGCAAGUUGCUGGAAUACAUGUCAACUGUCUUCGGGAUGUUUCCAAGGAUGAGUUGUACAUUUGUACAUCGGUCAAUGAAAUGCAGAUCUUCGCGACGAUGGAACAGAGUGCUAUAGGGCCGCAGUCUUGGCUGGUGUAUGUCUACACGAAGACACAUGGAGAGAAGGUUCUUGAAAGUGAUAUCCUAGCCUUUGACCAGGAUAGUGGCUCCUUGUCUAUGGCCCUUCAGGGAGUCACAUUCUCACGAGUGAAUAUCUCCUCCUUGGCGAGGACUCUUCGUGCUGCCAAUCCAAAGACUGAUGAAUUAACCUCGACUCCUGGGCCAUAUAAGCCAGAUAUCACCCGGCCUGCAAAUCCUAUCCGAUCAGACAGACUGACCGCUGGAAAGCCAAAGCCUGCUAGAUUGCAGAUGCAACAUAUCCACGAGACGCCCAAAAUAUCCUCUGAGCAGGUGAAAGGGAUUUUGAGCAGUAUUACAGAUGUACCGGUUGAGCAGAUCAAUGACAACGAUACGUUGGACGCUCUUGGAAUUGACUCGUUAAUGACAACCGAGCUCGUAUCAGAGAUCAAGAGAGUCAUGCAUAUUGACAUCUCCCCCAAUGAAUCAGGACUAUACUCCACAGUCUCAGCAUUGUCCAAUUACCUAUUGACCAAAUCGGUUCCUUCUACGUCUUACUCGGUGGCAUCUACACCCACAGACCUUUACUUCAUGGAGGUAAAUGGAUUCCUAAGCAAAAUAGUGGACAUACCCGUGCACGAAAUCAACAAUGAGUCCACUAUGGACGAACUUGGGAUUGACUCGCUCAUGGAAAUGGAAGUCCUAUCCGAGAUUCAGACAGCUUUCGGAGUCAACAUCCCUUCAACUCAAUUCCGCCAGCUGUCAGUGGCAGAUUUAUCAGAACUUCUGCAUGCGGAUCAGAAAUCAAGAACUCCACCAAGAAGAAAUCCCCCGAGCAGCGUUUCUGCUGAUGACACGGUUGCUCUCACGCCAUUUACUGUGGUCAGUAGCACAUUUCCUUCGACAAAUAAUGGCUCGCCACUUGCCACUUUCCAUGACGGGAAUGAGACCACGAUCUCGCAUGGAUCAAUAAUUGGGGAGCCUGCGAGCGAUAUUCAUAAAGUCUUUGCAGCUAUCAAAGAUGAUUUUGAUGUCUUUGCAGCCGAGACACAGCUUGCUGGAUUCUACUCCAAUGUAUAUCCCCUGCAGCUGAAAUUGGUCACGGCAUAUAUCAUCAACGCGUUUGAUAAAAUGGGCUGUUCUCUUGCAUCCGUUCCUGAGGGGGCAAUGAUUCCAGUAAUUUCGCAUGUUCCAAAGCAUGAUAAGGUGGUCCGGCAACUCUACAAUAUCCUGGAGGCUGCAGGCAUUAUCUAUCGAUCGGACGAUCGUAGCUACAAGCGAACACGGCAGACUGUCAAUACCGACUCGUCAACUCAGGCACUCCUCGGAGAUAUUCUGAACAAUUUUCCACAGCAUUCGGAUGAACACAGGCUCCUGAGCGUCACAGGACCGCAUCUGGCAGAAUGCUUGCGUGGGACAACCGAUGCUAUCAAUUUGAUCUUUGGCAGUCGAGAAAGUAAAGAACUAUUGAGCAGCGUCUACCUGAACGCGCCAAUGUUUGCCACUGGUACUAAGCUUCUCUGCGAAUUCCUGACCAAACUCGCACCCUCAUUACGCAGCGCCAACAAUCCCAUACGCAUUUUGGAAAUCGGCGCUGGCACCGGCGGCACGACGAGAAAUGUCAUUUCGACUCUAGAACUCUCCAAAGUCCCCUUUGAAUAUACCUUCAGUGACAUUUCAGCGUCAUUAGUGGCUGCAGCAAAAAAAACCUUCGCAUCGUGCAAGCAGAUGAGUUUCACAACACUAGACAUCGAGAAAGAACCUAGCCCAGACCUGAUGAACAAGUACGACAUUGUGAUCUCGACAAAUUGUAUUCACGCCACGAAAGACCUGACAGUCACAACGGCAAAUAUACGCAAAUUGCUGAACGACGCUGGUAUCCUCUGUUUGAUUGAGUUGACUCGGAAUCUGUUCUGGUUCGAUUUGGUGUUUGGUCUGUUGGAAGGAUGGUGGCUGUUCAACGACGGACGAAAGCAUGCACUGGCAUCAGAAUCUUUCUGGAAAGAGAGUCUGCUGCAUGCAGGAUAUGGCCAUGUGGAUUGGACUCAGAGCAAUAGCAAGGAAUCCGAGCUUUUGCGCCUGAUUGUCGCACAUAAUAAAGCGGUUCCAGUGCCAUCUUCACAUGCGUCUAUUGAGAAUGCCCAAACAAAUCAUUCUUCAUCAUUUAACUCACUGAAGAAUGGAGAACCUUCGCGAAGUCCGUCCCCGUUCGGACAUCAUGGUUCAGUCAUCCUCUUGACUGGGGCAACAGGCAAUCUGGGAACACAUCUACUUCAGAGUCUAUUAAACCGUGAAGAAGUUUCGCAAGUAAUUUGCUUGAAUCGCCUUACGAGACAGGAUCCAGCGACACGACAGGCCGACGCACUCAAAAGUCGAGGAAUCCAAAUUCCUUCAAACUGGUGGUCCAGUCGAAUCCGAAUCUUCGAGACCAAAACAGAAAGUGCAAAUCUCGGCUUGGAGCCUGAUGCGUACCAGUAUCUAUGCAACAACACAACGCAUAUAGUGCACAAUGCUUGGCCCAUGAGUUUCCGACGACCACUAUCAUCUUUCGAACCCCAGUUCAAGGUCAUGGAGAACCUGCAGCAGCUUGCUCGCGAUAUUCGAAUUGUGCAGCGAGCAAAGGGCCUUACUUCUCUUCCACGGCUUCUCUUCAUUUCUUCCAUUGGCGUAGUUGGCCAUCAUCCCGCCAUACUAAAGCAUGAGCCUGUACCAGAGGCGCCGGUACCAAGUGACGGCUCUUCCAGUCUAGAAAUGGGAUACGCAAGGGCAAAACUGCAGUGUGAACAGAUGAUCCAGAACGACGCUUCUUCUGAAGAUUCAAUGGAAUCCUGCUUUGCGCGUAUUGGCCAAAUGACAGGGACUCGAGAGCAUGGAAUAUGGAACUCUGAUGAACAUUUCCCCGCAUUGCUCAAGGCAUCGCAAGAUAUCGGUGCAUUGCCUAGAUUAGAAGGGAGCGCAUCCUGGCUCCCCGUCGACGUCGCCGCAGCAGCAGUCAGCGACAUUUUACUUGAUCCUCGACCGCCUCAUCUCGUCUACCACAUUGAGAAUCCGGCUCGGCAGCCCUGGAGCGAGAUAAUAGAGCAACUUGCCCAGCCCAUACUCGGUGACGGUGCCGCGACGAUACCGUAUAAUGAGUGGCUGGCACGCGUGAAAGCCGCACAAACACAUGUAUCCCACAGCCCGAUUCAGAGUCUUCUUGACCUUUUCGAGAGAGACUUUACACGCAUGGACUGCGGUGGUGUAGUGUUGGAUACGUCUCUGGCUCAGAGUGUGUCGCCGUCGUUGCGCGAGGCGACUGCGGUGGAUGCGAAGACUAUCUCGCUUUAUGUGUCGAAUUGGAAGCGGAUGAAGUUUUUGCAGUGA